AUGCUGGUCAAUUUGAAUUCUUCUUCUUCUUCUCUUUCUGCUUCUUCCUCUUGUUCUUCUUCUUUUUCUUCUUCUACUACUACUAAUGAUUAUAUUAAUGAUAUAAAAUUAAAUGAUAAAGGUGAAGUCAUCUUAAAACGUCGUGAAUAUUCAAAUACUAAAUGUUUAUAUUAUUUAUUUACUGAAUUCUUUCAAAAUACAAUUGUUUAUAUAUAUGUAAUGACAUUUUUAUUUUCUGGUAUAUUUUGUUUAUCUAUAUUAUUUAUUAUAAGUUAUAUAAUAAUUAAUAAUUUAAUUAUUAUUAUAUUAAAUACUUUCAAUAUAUAUAUAAUAAAUAAUUAUGAAUUAUCAAUAAUCAGUGUAAAUUCAGUAAAUGAAAUUCAAUAUUUAACUAUUAUUAUUGUUUUAUUUACAAUAUAUACAAUUUAUUGGUUAUGGGAUUGGGAUUCAGAGAAUCAUGGUGGACAUCCAAAACAAUUUAUACGUUAUUUAAAAAUAUGGGAAUAUUUAGCAGAUUAUUUUCCAAUACAUUUAGUAAUUAGUAAAGAAUUUAUUAAAUUUACUAGAAUUCAUAAUCAUAUUAAACAUCAUUCUUAUUUUAUAAAUUCUAUAAUUAAUAAACAUAAUAUUAAUAAUAAAGAUGAUAAAAAUGAUGAUAAUCUUGAUAAUGAAUUAAUUAAAGGAAGUUUAUCUAUGGAUGUUAAUUAUUUAGUUGGAUUUCAUCCACAUGGAAUACUUGCUACAGGAGCAUUUAUUAAUUUUGCUACAGAAGCUACUGGUUUUUCAAAAGUAUUUCCUUGCUUUAAACCAUAUCUAGCUAUAUUAAAAGCUCAUUUUAUAGCACCCUUUUAUCGGGAUUUUCUAAUGUUAUUUGGAAUGAUUGCUGCUACUAAGAAAGGAUUACAUUACCUUUUGGACAAGAAUAGUUGCAAACAAACAGGAAAUUUUGUCGUUGUCGUUCUUGGUGGGGCUUCCGAAGCCUUAGAUUCAAGACCUGGAACAUAUGUGAUGCACAUUAAUCAACGUUUUGGUUUUUUCAAGUUAGCCUUACAAACUGGAUCAUAUUUGGUACCGUGUAUAUCAUUUGGUGAACAGAGCUUAUAUCAUCAAGUUCCAAAUGAAAAAGGAUCAUGGAUACGAUGGUUACAGGAUAAAUUUACGUCGAUUUCUACCGUUGCACUGCCUAUUUUCUAUGCUCGUGGUCCCUUUCCGUAUCGUAACCCAGUUUAUACUGUAGUUGGUGCUCCAAUUCAAUGCGAAAAAAUAAAUGAACCUACAGACGAACAAGUCGCACAUAUUAAACAAAUUUAUAUAGAAAAGCUCCAAACACUAUUUGAAGAUUACAAGGCAAUUUAUGAUCCAGAAGCUAAUGAUAUUGAAUUUGUAUAA
Molecule: messenger RNA, 1389 nt
Organism: Schistosoma spindalis
Lineage: Eukaryota; Metazoa; Platyhelminthes; Trematoda; Strigeidida; Schistosomatidae
Source: the annotation of a GenBank genome assembly